AUGGGCCUUCCUGGUCGUGGGAAGUCUCAACUUUUCUGUCGACAAAUCCUUUUAUGUUUCUGGAUUCUUAUCGUUCAAGCUGCAACUUCAGUAUUGGCCAAACUGCCUACAUCGCCGUCAUCGUCAUCGGAAGAAUCAUUCUACAGCUGUUUCAUCAGCAUAAUUCCAGCAAUGACAGAACAUCCCGAUUAUCAUCCCGAACAAGAUAGUGAUAUGUCCAAAGUACUCUCUGUCGACACUGAGCCGACGGGUACUGCAGAUGAAGUCAACACAGCCCUACAAGCUGCUCAAGCAGACUGGAAGAAACGAAAGAUUUCCACCGCAGAAGCGCUAAAUUCUGUCAAGGCUGGAAUUGACGAGACGAUCCAUGAGAACGAAAGCAAGGAUCAGAAUGUCCAAGCUGGAGGAAAGAAGUGUGGACAAGGACAAGAGGGCAAAUCUCAAAAGCAGAUGAAUAAGUUGUCCGGCUCUCCAGCAGAAGACUCGGUACGCAAGCCAUACGUACCACCUUAUCGACUGCGAUCGUCUUCACAAAAUGCGAUGAUUGAACGAUCGAUACUCGAACACCUUCCGGCUCCUCGCCCGAGAAAUGGGAACUCCCUCGAAACCCAUGCAACACAUUCUCCUUGGAACAAUAAUAACUUGCAUGGAAGCUAUGGUACAGGGGCGGACGCAUCUCUUGCUACGCAUGAAGCAGAAGCCCAUGUUCGAAUGCUUGCUUGGGAGAAUUGGGCAUUACGAAAUGUGCUAAUGUAUCAAUACGGGUGGAAUCGACAGGGUAUCGACUAUGCAUUAGACAUUGAGAGACAAAUAUUGGCAGCUGGGGCUCCCGCGAGUGGCUUCAAUCAUGGUUGA
Molecule: messenger RNA, 855 nt
Organism: Exophiala bonariae
Lineage: Eukaryota; Fungi; Ascomycota; Eurotiomycetes; Chaetothyriales; Herpotrichiellaceae
Exons: 2
Coding region: 1-855 (284 amino acids)
Source: RefSeq, a predicted model, not a curated record